ACUUCUGUUUGUCACGAGACUACCCUUAAAUCGUGAGAUGUCAAAUUCAUGGGAAGAGUUGAUUGGGGAGAAUGACCCAGACAGGGCUGUUGAUGAAGAAGAUUACCUGCCACAAGAAGAUGAUGCCAAUGCAUCUGUUGCACGAGAUAUCUACCACGUGGAGGAUUCUGAUGAUGCACUUACCUCUGAUGAUGAAUACUUGGAGGCAAGGGCCAACUUAAGAGCAUAUGGAGAGUCAAGAAAAAGGAAAGUUAAGGCCAGACAGCUUGCUAAUGGUGAGGAGGUGGAGCAGUUAGAUGAUUUUGAGGAAUUGUCUUCUGAAAGUGAAGAGGAAGGAGGCGAUGAGGCAGCCAAUGUGAAUGAAGGGAAUGUGAAUCAGGAGGAAGAAGGGAUUGAUGCAGGAAAUGAUGGAACAAAUCCCUCCCUUUCGAACCAGCAUCCAUCUCGGCCUGAGCAAGAUAGACCAGAG
Molecule: messenger RNA, 469 nt
Organism: Linum tenue
Lineage: Eukaryota; Viridiplantae; Streptophyta; Magnoliopsida; Malpighiales; Linaceae
Source: the annotation of a GenBank genome assembly